Gastrolobium bilobum is the source of this 1055-nucleotide messenger RNA. RefSeq lists its product as uncharacterized. NCBI's taxonomy places the organism in Eukaryota, Viridiplantae, Streptophyta, Magnoliopsida, Fabales, Fabaceae. The record is from RefSeq and is a predicted model, not a curated record. The coding region runs from base 144 to 809 and encodes 221 amino acids. The transcript is spliced from 2 exons.
UGGUCACGACACAAUCACAGUUCGCACUCAUUCACUCACGCUUUCUCUCUCUAGACUUAUUGACCCAUCUCUCUCUUUUUCUCUCUCUAUAAAAGCACGCAUAAGAUAACACACACAACCUACUUCACAAGCUCAUCGUAACCAUGGGGUCACUGAAGAAGAAGCUCCAUCAUCAUCAUGAUCAUGAUGAUCGUGGACAUGAAUCAUUAUGCUACGACACACCGCCCAAGCUCUCUAUUCUACCCUCACGGCCGACCAUGCAGCCAGAGGCGCCUACUCCGCCGCCGCGGACGAGGGUAUCGGUUCCGUUUAAGUGGGAGGAAGCACCGGGGAAGCCUAGGCCCUGCCACACCCGAUCCGAGCCCAUGGACAGUGAUAGUACUGUUGCUAGAACCUUGGAGUUGCCUCCGAGGUUGCUGUUCUCGGAGACUAAUGUUUCCAACAACAUGCCUUCUCCAACAACGGUGUUGGAUGGGCCUUACGUUGGACGUGCCAUGUCUUUUACGUCGUCGUAUAGGACCACCCCUAAGGACACAUGGAAUUCCAAUUUUGGGUCUAGCAGGUGGGGCGGAUUGAAGAAGAGCAACAGGGUUGGUCGUGAGGGUAGUUUUGACUUUUCAAAUUGGACUGAAGAUGGUGCUAGUAAGGUGAAGAUCACAAGAGUUAGGAGAAGAGGAAGCUUCUUGAGUCUCUCUGAUGGAAGUUCACACUUGUGGGCAAGCAUUUAUGAAAGCUUAAAGCAAGUGGUCCCUUGGAGCCGCAGGCAAGAAAGGCAGAGAAAAUGGGCACCAAAAAUUGACACCGUUUGAUCUUUAACCAAUCAAACGUUAGAGUCGUCUAUCACACCAUUAACGUACCACUUUUUUCUUUUUUUUUUAAAUUACCGUACCACUUCUAUUUGUACAGGAGCAAGAAUAUAAAGGUGACACAAAUAUAUAUUCCUCUUAUUUAUAAAGAAAUUCUAGGUCAUGAUGCAAAUAUGGUUUCAUGCGAAAGAUAACUUGUUCAAGUGAAUCCUCUCAUAGUGAAUUAUACAUCUUAAGUAUUAAUUUCUU